Messenger RNA from Diabrotica virgifera virgifera (western corn rootworm), 1011 nucleotides. RefSeq lists its product as uncharacterized. The transcript is spliced from 2 exons. NCBI's taxonomy places the organism in Eukaryota, Metazoa, Arthropoda, Insecta, Coleoptera, Chrysomelidae. Bases 1 to 885 code for a protein of 294 amino acids. The record is from RefSeq and is a predicted model, not a curated record.
AUGUACUUAGCGUAUCUGACUACCGGAGAUACAUUUUAUACAAUAGGCCAUAGUUUUAGAGUCGGGUUUUCGACUGUAAGUGCCAUAGUUGUAGAAGUUUGUGAAGCUUUAUGUAGAAAUUUGCAACAUAUUUACUUGCCCGAACCAACUACAGAAAUAUGGAAAAAAUCUGAAGAAGGUUUUAGAAAUACCUGGCGAUUCCCAAAUUGUAUUGGUAGCAUCGAUGGCAAGCAUGUUACCAUCAAGUGUCCAGACAAAACAGGAUCUAAUUAUUGGUGUUAUUUGAAUAAGUUUUCUACAGUAUUAAUGGCUAUUGUUGCCCCAGAUUAUAGAUUCAUUUCAGUUGAUAUUGGCGGUUUUGGUAAAAACAGCGACGGUGGAAUAUUCGAAGCUUCCAACAUGGGAAGAAGAUUUGAAACAAAUCAGAUGGGUGUACCUGAGCCGAAAAAUCUCCCAGGCCAGAAUGAACUUUCCCCCCAUGUCUUAAUUGGAGACGAAGCCUUUGCACUAAAACCAUACUUGUUGAGGCCCUUUCCAUACAGUCAAAGCAGAACAGAUAUUUUCAAGGAAAAUUAUAAUGUGAGGCUCUGUAAAGCGAGAAGAGUAGUAGAAAACGCUUUCGGAAUAUUGGCACAAAAAUGGCGUAUAUUCUACAGACCAAUGGAAACAAAAAUUGAUACUAGUAUUCUCAUUGUGAAAACUGCAUGUAUUUUGCAUAAUUUUCUAAGGACAAAAAAAUGUGAUGAUAGAUUCAUAGAACUUUUAGAUCCACCAGAGCCUGAACUUGGAGCAUUUCAAAAUUUGGACAAUGACCCAAGGAGAGCUGCAAGACUGGCAUUUUCUGUUCGAGAAAAAUUUGCCACGUAUUUUAAUUCAGGACUAUGAAUAAAUUGUUCACGAUGAAAAUAAUGGACUCUUCUUGCAGUAAAUAUAGUAUUGUUUAGGCCUCUGCUUUUCUUUAGUCUUAGAUGUAGAAAAAUAAACCAAUACAAAUCGUAAAACUACUCACCA